AUGGGAAGAAGAUCAGAGGAGAUAGGGCACAUGCAGGAAACCUCAUGCCUCUCCUUGAGCAGCUACUCGCCUACAAGGUCACGGCCUACAACACUAGGUUCCAAACGAAGAAAGCUAAGUGUUGGAGGGGUGAUCACACCAAUCCUUUGUGCAGCUGGAGUCCAUUUGAACAAGAGAAGGUCUACUCCAGCAGGAUGGAUGGACAUCAAGUUUUGCAAGACCAACCUCCUCAUUGAACACAAGGAAUUGGAUGGGAAGUUCCAAUUCAACCCUCCAAUUUACACAUUGGUUGGGCAUGAAACGGAUUUGCAAGAAGAGGAGCCUGAACUCGAUCGAGUUGAGGAUCGAGCUGAGUCUCAAGCUGAGGAUCGAGUCCAGGAGAGCGCGGAUUUGGGUGAGCCUGAGUGCUACUAUUUUGAGGAGUAUGAGGCUCCAAGGAUGAACCCCUCUGUUGUGGCUGCCCACAAGAGGAUUGGACUUCUCCAAAAGUUCAACAAGUGGCAAGGGAAGGCCAUGGACAAGAUGCAAAAGUCCAUGGAUAAGAUGGUGAGCAAGAUCAAGAGUUUGGAGAAGAAGGUCUCUGGUUCUUCAUCCAAGAAGAAGAAGGCACCAAUGGCCCCUACUUUCCCUAGGAGUAGAUCACUCCUCACCACCCCAAGGAGACUCCCUGCCCAAGAGCCUCACAGAGCCUCGUCAUUCGAGCCAAGGGAAGGAGAAGACAACUCACAGAGAAGGAGGAAGAGCUCUAAGGCCAUACGCUCCAGCUCGACCACCGGACUUGAUCGAUGCCAAGUGCGACCAAGCUACCACCAGAAGAAGCCACUCUCAUUACCAAGAAAGAAUAUGCUGCAUGGAGAAAGAAGAGAGAGUGAGCGCUACCCAAAACCAAAGGAGAAGAAGAAAACAUUGGAGCCGAGGCAUGAAAAUGUCUUUAAGGAAAUCAACUCCAUCUUACUUCCAACCUUUGACGAGUAUGGAGCUGAAGAGGAGACUAAUGGUGCACCUAAUCUCUUUCACAAGAUAAGAAUCUUUACACCAAAAGAUUCGGAGCUUAAAGGUGACCAAUCCAUUGAAGAGAAGCUUGAGAGAACUAUGAAGCUUUUCCCCAAGGCAUUGGUUUUCAAAGAUGAUGUGAGAGAUGACAUGGCGCGACAACACCACCACAAGAAUCCACUGAACCGGAGAAUGGAGAAGCUAAAGGGAUCCUUUGCCCUUCAGCCACUCUUCACCACGAUUGAAAGAAAGAAAAGGAGUCAAGCUAAAUGA
Molecule: messenger RNA, 1266 nt
Organism: Microthlaspi erraticum
Lineage: Eukaryota; Viridiplantae; Streptophyta; Magnoliopsida; Brassicales; Brassicaceae
Source: the annotation of a GenBank genome assembly